AUGGCAGCAGCCGCAGUCUCACAACAACGCUACGCGUCCCCAUCUCACCCCCCGCCCACAAUCCUCAUCACACAGCAGCCAGCCGAGCGGCCGCCCCUCGACCUCCUCUACCCAGCCAGCAGAGGCGAGUAUCCCCUUUCGGCGGGCCUGCCAUGCCUCGCACUCGCGGUCACAAAGCAGACACCGCACACGUCGUUCCGCUCCACACCGCCAUCGCCAUCCACCUUCCGGCUGCCGGCGCCCGCCCUCUCCAUCUCGCGGCUGUAUGCCCUCACGCGCGUGUACCAUGUCCCAUCUCAGAACGUUGUCGUGCUCACCUCGCCGAACCACCAUGAUGGCACCCGCGUCCGCCGCCUCAUGGACCCUGUCCUCCUCCACCCCGCGGUCCACCCUGCCGUGGUCCAGAUCAUGCCCUUCCUCACCCGCGUCUCAGAGUUCACCGACGUCGACGUCGCAGGACCCACUGGCCGCCUGCUCGAGUCGACGCUCGACCUCUGGCCCCUGCUCAACCCAUACAUGAACAUCUGGAACCCCGCAGUCAUGCGGUAUAUCCACGAAUUCAAAGGGUGUCUCCCGCCGUUCUGGUACAAGCCUGAUAGAGUGUGA
Messenger RNA from Vanrija pseudolonga, 606 nucleotides. RefSeq lists its product as uncharacterized. The record is from RefSeq and is a predicted model, not a curated record. Bases 1 to 606 code for a protein of 201 amino acids. Lineage: Eukaryota; Fungi; Basidiomycota; Tremellomycetes; Trichosporonales; Trichosporonaceae. The transcript has 2 exons.